AUGAACUCACUAUUUAACUCUGCUUUAAAGCAGUCAUCAUCUAUUCGCCGCGAUUUGGACAGCUUCGCACAGUCACCAACGACCUCCUCACCCGCGUUGCAAGGACAACUUGCAGCCUCCUUAGCAUCACUAUCCCGGACCGUUGACGACUACUCAUCACUUUCCAAGAAGGAAUUGAUUCCCGAGAAACAACAAAAGGCAUUCGACCGAAUUAAGAACUUUCGAAAUGAGCUCACAGACUACCGAACGCAAUUCGAUCGACUUCGCAAAGAACGCGAGGAUGCACAAUCGGUAACUAACCGCAAUGAACUUCUCGGCCGUCGCCCACACCAUGCUGCAACACCAGAAAACCCUUAUGCACAAUCCUCACUCCCACAAACGACCUCUGCCUUCGCACCCUCGUCCUCUAGCCUCAGCUUCGGCGCUAGCCCCGCGGACUACAGUCGCGAAACCCAUGCACUACGAGAGCAGUCCUUCUUCUCCAAUACACACAACCAACUUGACGAAUUCCUGGACCGCGGAAGAGCGGUCCUCGCCGAUUUAGGACAGCAGCGUGAAGUACUUAAGGGCACGCAACGGCGACUAUAUAGCGUCGCGAACACGCUUGGUGUGAGCGGCGACACCAUCCGGAGGGUGGAGCGGCGUGCGCGUCAAGAUAAGUGGAUUUUCUGGGGCGGAGUGGUGGUUUUCCUCUUAUUCUGCUGGGCUGUGCUACACUUUUUACGAUAG
Messenger RNA from Penicillium paradoxum, 729 nucleotides. RefSeq names its product golgi SNAP receptor complex member 2 family protein. The coding region runs from base 1 to 729 and encodes 242 amino acids. The transcript has 4 exons. Gene Ontology annotation, molecular function: SNARE binding; SNAP receptor activity. The record is from RefSeq and is a predicted model, not a curated record. Lineage: Eukaryota; Fungi; Ascomycota; Eurotiomycetes; Eurotiales; Aspergillaceae. Gene Ontology annotation, cellular component: ER to Golgi transport vesicle membrane; endoplasmic reticulum membrane; SNARE complex. Gene Ontology annotation, biological process: vesicle fusion; endoplasmic reticulum to Golgi vesicle-mediated transport.